AUGAAGGAGGCGAUCGACAUCAUGACCAGGCAGGAGGUGCUCGUGCAGCAGAUUUUCCGGUUCAGGUUCACAAAGAGGUGCUUCGAGCAGGUCAUCCUGCGCUGGGAGAUGAACACUGCGCCCGAGCUCCCAAAAGAGGUUCACUUCUCUUGCGCUCUCCAGUUCGUGCUCACGCUCACACUGACGCACAGACGUGCGCACAGCCUCAGCCAGCCGCUCGAGCUCCGCCGCCAGGGGGCCGAGGAGGAGUCGUACUUCAACAUGGACGACGACGGCUCGCUGCCGCUCUCUAGCACGCCGCUGCUCACUCGUCACUAG
Heterobasidion irregulare TC 32-1 is the source of this 318-nucleotide messenger RNA. RefSeq lists its product as uncharacterized. The transcript has a single exon. The coding region runs from base 1 to 318 and encodes 105 amino acids. Lineage: Eukaryota; Fungi; Basidiomycota; Agaricomycetes; Russulales; Bondarzewiaceae. The record is from RefSeq and is a predicted model, not a curated record.